Messenger RNA from Schistocerca americana (American grasshopper), 945 nucleotides. RefSeq lists its product as uncharacterized. NCBI's taxonomy places the organism in Eukaryota, Metazoa, Arthropoda, Insecta, Orthoptera, Acrididae. The record is from RefSeq and is a predicted model, not a curated record. Bases 1 to 945 code for a protein of 314 amino acids. The transcript has a single exon.
AUGGAGAAGAGAGCUAUAUUUGUGUACUGCCUUGCACACUGUUUAAAUCUAACGCUACAAGACACUGUGAAAGCAGUUCCAGAAUGUCGAAAUGUAUUGAAUGUUAUGAAGGACUUAAUACAUUUUGUGAGAGAUUCACCUAAAAGAUUAGAUCUUUUUGCUCACCUGAAUGCAGAUGCCUCUAUAAAUUUGAAAGCACUCUGUCCUACAAGGUGGGCCGUAAGAUACUUGUCAAUGUCUUCAGUUUUUUCCAACUAUACAGAACUUCAGGAAUUUUUUAUAAAUGUCUCAAGAAAUGACAAUUCAGACACUGGGGCCAAAGCAAAUGGCUUUUUGAUUAAUAUGCAGACAUAUGAUUUCUUUUUCAUGUUAUCACUUUUGGUAAAACUGUUUGGUCACGUUGAUACCGUAAACAUAGCACUACAGAGGAAAUCCCUACACUCAAAGGAGGCCAAUAAGAUGAUUUCCACUCUUGUAACUUCUAUUAAAUUUAUGAGAAACAAUUUUGAAUCAUUCUGGGGUGAAGUAACUUCAAAAUGUCAAGAUAUGGAUGUUGAUUCCCCAAAAUUACCCCAUAGAAGAAUAGUCCCUAAGAAAUACGAUGACUCCAUCAAUUCAUCUGUAGAAACAUUCACUGAAGUAUGUGACAAAUGUAGAAGAUUGUAUUAUGAAACAAUGGAUACAUCCAUCAGCUUCUUGGAAUCACAGUUCAAAACUCAAUCAUUCACGUUUGUAAAUCAAAUUGAACAAUUUCUUCUUCGUGAUAACAAACAUUCAUUUGAUAUUUUAUCUUUCUACGAAUCAGAUAUAGACAAAGAACACUUGCUUCUCCACCGAAGCAUGUUUCAUGAGAUUCUCCAAAGUAGUGAUUCUGCGAAUAUUAGUUCGUUGGAUGACAGUGAAAUAUCUAAAACAGGAAAACCACCUGUUUGGCCUACUGCCUGA